Messenger RNA from Enhydra lutris kenyoni (northern sea otter), 1969 nucleotides. Its product is annotated as X-ray repair cross complementing 3. The transcript has 6 exons. Gene Ontology annotation, molecular function: ATP binding; four-way junction DNA binding; ATP-dependent DNA damage sensor activity. The record is from RefSeq and is a predicted model, not a curated record. Gene Ontology annotation, cellular component: Rad51C-XRCC3 complex; replication fork. Gene Ontology annotation, biological process: double-strand break repair via synthesis-dependent strand annealing; resolution of mitotic recombination intermediates; t-circle formation. Lineage: Eukaryota; Metazoa; Chordata; Mammalia; Carnivora; Mustelidae. Bases 292 to 1461 code for a protein of 389 amino acids.
AGGCUUUAACCCACUGGGCCCCCCAGGCGCCCCUGGAAUUCAUGGUUUCUAAGUUACCAAGUGGUUGCUCGAACAAACGCUUUGCCUUAGACUUACCUCGGUGGUUCUCCUGCGACAGUGAAGUCUCUCCUCCAGCCUCGGGGCUGACGGGGAACCCGUCUCACAGAGGACUGUGUACCCAGGCCACCCUCACUCUGCUGUGCUCGGCUUCUGGGCACUUUGCGGUGACAGCGAGAGGGUUGGAAUUCGUGUCCCUGGGAAGUUACACACCUUUGUGGUCAAGCUCAUGAGAUGGAUUUGGACCAACUGGACCUGAACCCCAGAAUCAUCGCUGCGGUCAAGAAAGCCAAAUUGAAGUCGGCAAAGGAGGUUUUGCAUUAUUCCGGACCAGACCUGCAGAGACUGACCCGCCUGUCCAGCCUCGACGUGCAGCAGCUGCUGAGAACGGCCUCCUCAUGCCUGCGCGGCUGCGGCGUCUUCACAGCGCUGCAUCUGUACCGGCAGAACCAGAGCUGCCCCGCGCGGUCCCAGCGCCUGAGCCUGGGCUGCCCCGUGCUCGACAGGCUUCUCCGCGGCGGCCUCCCCUCCGACGGCCUCACCGAGCUGGCCGGCCCCAGCUCCGCCGGGAAGACCCAGCUGGCCCUGCAGCUCUGCCUGACCGUGCAGCUCCCGCGGCGGCACGGCGGCCUGGAGUCCGGGGCCGUGUACAUCUGCACGGAAGACGUCUUCCCCGACCCGCGUCUGCAGCAGCUCAUCGCUCAGCAGCGGCGCCUGCGGACUGACGUCCCAGGAGACGUGGUUGACAGGAUGAAAUUUGGCGACCAUAUCUUCAUCGAGCACGUGGCCGACGUGGACGCCCUGCUGGAGUGCGUGAGGAAGAAGGUGCCUGUGCUGCUGUCUCGGGGGAUGGCCCGUUUGGUGGUCAUCGACUCCGUGGCAGCCCCGUUCCGCUGUGAGUUUGACGGCGCGGCCUCGGUCCCCAGGGCCCGGCGUCUGCAGGCGCUGGGCGGUGCCCUGCGCUGGCUGAGCUGCACCUUCCGGAGCCCGGUGCUCUGCGUCAACCAGGUGGGUGCCCGGUCGGCACCCCGGACCGCAGACAGCCUCAGCCGAUGGUUUAGGGGUGAUGCGGGGUGGGGGGAAGCAGUGGGGUCUUUGCAGCAGUUGACCCCGGUCUGCACGUUCCAGGUGACAGAAGCCACAGAGGAGCAGGGCGCGGCACCCGGGCCACAGAGCCCCUGGGACGAGCGCAUCUCCCCGGCUCUCGGAAUGACCUGGUCCCACCAGCUCCUGAUGAGGCUGAUGGCGAGCCGACAUCGCCUGGAGGACGGGCAGCGCACCGCGCCUGGCCGCCCGGACCGCACCCUGAGGGUGAUCUUCGCCCCCCACCUGCCCCCCUCAUCCUGCUCCUACACAGUCAACGCAGAGGGAGUGCGAGGGACUCCGGGGACCGAGUCCUGCUGACACGGCACCCAUGGAGUGCAUGGCCAGAUCAGUGGCGGAUGCCGGCCAAGCCCUCCCCGCUCUGCAGGCACAAGGGCCUGACGGAGACUCGGCAUGCCCGUCGCCGGGUCUGGGUGGGCGACCUCCACCACGGCAGGGAGGCAGUGCACACGGAGGAGCCACCGGCGAGGCCUCCCCACGGUGGGCCCUGGACCCCUUCGCUGUGCACAGCUCGCUCUCUGCCAGGCUCUGGCCUAGGUAGUAAGUCCUCCCCACAGCUGCAGGUCCUCUCCACCGCCCCUGGGGUGGUCUCGGGGCCACUGAGGCACAGAACAGUGAAGUGACCUGGCCAUCAUCCCGCCCGGGCUAGUGCCGGGAGGACAGGCGUGCGCCUGACCCAGUACUGGAGGUGGAGGCAGAGGUCCCUGGAACUGGGCAGACUCUUUCUGUUUGGACGUUUUCUAGAGCAGAAACAUUCAUUUGUAAUUUCUAUCCCAUUUUUAAAAUUGUGGCCCUCAAAAGGUCAGGA